UUUGGCUCAGGGUUUUGUAGGAAGUGUUGUUUUCGGCACAACUCCGUCUUUCCUCGGCAGUGAUGAAGGCAGUCCUAGGCGUGUCGUUGGCUGUUCUCGCUGCUGGUGACCAGGUCGCGCAGGCAUCACAGCCUGCGCAACCUGCUGUGCCUGAUGUGACCAUGGGACAGCUUGGUCUUUCCAACCAAAUGGGAGCCUACUACAGGUCCAUGUAUGCACCUGUUCCGGCAAUGCAACCUGGGGCAGCCGGAGUCGCACCUCAGCCAGCUGCUAGUGGCGUGGGUGCAAUGGGUGGCAUGGGAUUUGGCGGAGCCUAUGCGCCUAUGGGCACCCAAGUUGGACAGGCUUAUGACGGUGCCUUUGGUGGCUCCCCAGCCCAGGUGCAGGCAUCGCAGGCACAGCUGGCCAAUCAGCUGGGUGGCAUGUACAGGUCGCAGUAUGUGACUCCAGACGUGGAGGCACAGAUUCGAGCACAGCAGGCAGCACAGGCUGCACAGCAGGCCGCGCAGGCUCAGCAGGCAGAGAAGGAGGCGAAAGGCUCCAAGGGCGCCAAGGGCGCCAAAGGCGCCGAGGUCUUGCUGGCCGCAGCACCUGCGACUGAGGCACCCACGCCCAUGGAUGCCAAGGAUUGCACAACAAUGGAUCAACUGGAUGCCUGGCUCAAAGCGAGGUCUGACAGCUUGAAGAAGUACGUUCCCAAGGACUACCAGAGCUAUGCCAUGAAGUCCGUCGAAAGUGAGUACAACAGCAACAAGGAGAGGAUAGAAGAUGCCAAGAAGGGCGGCUCCGGAUCAAAGCCGGUGACGGGCCCAUUGUUGCUUGCAGAGAAUGAGGGCAAGGACCCUGAAAGCAUGAUUGAUCAGUUCAAGAAGGAGGUAGCAGACAAGACCAAGGAUGUGGAGGGCACAGCCAAUUCAUGGGUGGAUGAGGUUUCACAGGCCGUGAAGGGGGCAUUUGACAAGGCAGCCGAUGCUGUAGAAGGUUCGGCAGACAAGACUGCUGACAAGGUGAAGCAAAAGGUCGAGGACAUCAAGGAAAAGCAAAAACAUGAGAAACACGACAAGAAGGAAGAUGACCCAGAGGUGCUCCUUGCCCAGGAGAAGGGAACCUCUCCAGUGCUUUUCCUAGUGCCGUGCUUGGCUUUGGGAGCUGCAGCCGGUGUUUACCUCCGACGCAGGGCCUCCGAUGACGAGCUGGUGUCUGUGUACCACAUGCAGGUGUGAGCAGCCAGAAACCGCUAGGUAUUGUUUCAUGGAGCUGCAUGUUUCGUCAAAAGAUG
Molecule: messenger RNA, 1279 nt
Organism: Durusdinium trenchii
Lineage: Eukaryota; Dinophyceae; Suessiales; Symbiodiniaceae
Source: the annotation of a GenBank genome assembly